Messenger RNA from Ogataea angusta, 1977 nucleotides. RefSeq lists its product as uncharacterized. Bases 1 to 1977 code for a protein of 658 amino acids. The record is from RefSeq and is a predicted model, not a curated record. Lineage: Eukaryota; Fungi; Ascomycota; Pichiomycetes; Pichiales; Pichiaceae. Gene Ontology annotation, molecular function: zinc ion binding; DNA-binding transcription factor activity, RNA polymerase II-specific; DNA binding. Gene Ontology annotation, biological process: DNA-templated transcription; regulation of DNA-templated transcription. The transcript has a single exon.
AUGUUUCCGUACCAAACUCCUCCCGAUGGCUUCCCGAAUCGGUGCUACCCCAACAACGCUGGACAACACAAUCUGCAGUCGUACGCCUAUUCGGCUCUGGUGGACCCUUCGCUGCAACGGCGCAACUCGGGCUCCAGACGGCCCCGGGCAAAAUUCAGCUGUCAGAGCUGCCACAACAGAAAAGUGCGAUGCGACAUCUCGGUCAAGAACGACAACCUCUCCAACGCAAGCUCCUUCGUCCCCUGCACCAACUGCAAGCUCAACGGCACCACAUGUCAGGUUUUCGAACGCAAGAAAAUGUACGACACAAGAAGGAAGAGACAGCAGUCCGCGCAGGACCUGCUGCGCUCCGCUAACGGCAAGGGAUCCUCUGACUUGCAGAAAAAUGCCGAAUUUGCUCCUGAAAUAUUUCUCGCUGCCAAUUUGGACUCGAUCGCCCUGAAAGCACAAAAUUUAUCGGACAGCCGCCUCUCCAAGAUAGUCACCCACAAGCUGUGUCCGGACCCCGUCUUCCUUGAUGACUAUUAUCGCACAACGGGUCCAGACCUCAUCGUCAGCGAGCAGACACGGUUCGACCGACUGAAAAGCGAGACACUUAAGGUGCCGCCUUUGGAGGUGUGCUGGCUGCUGAUCGAGCGCUUUUUCGACAAGCUCAACUACCAGCUGCCCAUCGUCAACCGCGAGGCGUUCUACGAGCAGAAUCAGAACCUGCGUACACCGUCUUCUGCGCUGCUUCUGCUCGCGAUUCUUUUUGCCGGCUCAAGGGACAUCGACACCGACCAGUGGUCCCCUGCACAGCUCCAGCAGCAACAAGCCAUCACCCAGCGUCUUUUCCACAAGGCUCGACUCGCGUACGAGACCGAGAUCGAGACCGAGCCGCUGUGCAUCGUCCAAACCCUCGUCAUCUUCAGCUGUCAUGCUCCGUCGUAUACCAACAAAGACGCGUUCUACUGGGUCGAGCUCGCGCUGUUCACUGCCGAGCAGUACGGCUUCCACGUUUCCAGCAGCCCGGAGCUGCGCGUCGUCUGGUGGAUCACGUACACCCAGUACCAUUUGCUGCACCUGGCUCACGUGACCAAGCCAAACCGGCAGCCAAUCCAGCCUGUCACAGAGGCCGAUCUCAAGAGUUACGGCCUGGACCAGCUGCAAUGCGAAUACGUGAUGGUGCUGAUGCACAUGUGCACGGUGCACUUGCAAGCCUGGUCGAUUCCUGCCGACGACAAUACGGCCAUGAAGAUCGACACGCUGUGGGCCGAGUGGUUUCAUAGACUACCGAAAAGCCUGGUAUAUCGCAUGGACUCGCGGGCCGCCAGGUCGGUCCUGUGUCUGGUGAUCAACAUGGUGCACCAGACGUUCCUAAUAAUCAAUCAUCGAGCCAACGUUAGACGACUGACUCGCAACGGGCCCGUUUCCACGGACUAUUUCCCGUCGUGGGCCGUCACCAUCAAAAGUGCAUAUCUGAUUUCUGUCAGCACGCAGCAUCUGUCCGAUAUCGAUGAGCUGCGACACUUCCUCGGCAUCUUCCCGCAACUGCUAUACAUUUCGUGUCUCGGGUACCUUGAGCACAUCAACAGCGAGGAUCUCAGAGCCCGGGAGAUCGCACGCGACAAAAUCAACUUCAACCUCCACUAUCUCGACAGUUUGAGCUAUAAGUGGCCUGUUGCCAUUCAGCUAGGAUACCAAGUACGAAGACGUCUGGAGCUGAAAUACGUUCCGCCUCAGAUCCAGAUCCGCUCAGCCCCAAGCGAGACGUUCGACGCCGCCCAGCUGUACCACUGUUUCCUGUCCAAGUCAAGAACCUCCAUUCCUAAUUUGAUUCAGUCCCAGGAGUCUGAAAGCGACGACUUUGUGUACUUAUCGAGGAAGUUCGAGCUGGGAGACGUUUUCUGGAACCCGCAAAUGGACACCAAGCUUGGCACCGAGCUUCAGAAUCGUACCCGGAUUCCUAAUGACCACCUCUCUUUCGUGUUCCUGUGA